GUGUGGCAAAUCAUAAAAUAUCCCCUCUGCCUCUUCGACGACGGACAAAUAGCGAGUAUGCCAGCGCCGGCGGACAGUUCUAUCCCGGAGAGCGACUAGGGGGUGCCAAGCUCUGAGGCUCGGGGACAUGUUGUAUCGAUCUGCAGCAGCCCCCUGGUCGAUCUGCACCCUGCACGCCGCUCGGGUGCCCCGACCUGUGCCAGGCGUCUGCACGCCCAGAGAUACCUUGCGGAUGCCUUGGCCGGCACCAGCAUGAGAGGAGGCGAGGACAUGCUAAACUCUGCCCGACUGCCCGCCGCUUCUAUAGCUGAGCACGCAGCACAUCAGCAGAAGGUCUGCACCCGGCGCCAGAUCUCAUGCACGACUGGCCCGCCCCGUUUUGCAUGUCGAUUCUCAACUCUAGACCUGAUCGGAUUCUGGUCUCUAACUCUGGAUUGGUCUUAACCUGAGUGUAUUAGUAAUGUGCUACUACUGGUUUAGGAUUUGGAUGACUCGGAUGGUUCUUUGUAUUGCAGCUCCAUUGCCAUGUUCAACAGUUUGGAGGGGUUCAAUCGCUGAUUGAUGCGCUUUAGCUUCCAGGUCAUUAAAUUUAUAAGAAGCUGUCAGCCAUCAUAACACAAGAGGUUCAACUUUUUACCCUUUGAUUGUUGAUUCAUGUGCUUCAGCCUGAAGUUCCUUGUGACUUGGACACUUCAUUUAUGAUCAGCUGUGGUCUGUAGAAGUGCGGUUGAAUUUUUUUUUAUUUGGAGCUUUACUGAACAUGUGUUCGUCAUCAGAACGUCUUGUGCGCCAUGAGCAGAAGUGCAUCCCUCAAGCCUCAAGAAAGGAUUGUGUUUGGUAUUUCUAUGUUUUAUCUACGUGUGGUUUACCUCUCCACCCAUGAUAUUGUUGCCCAUUCAGGUGCUAUACCAACCUAUAUCUUGUUUUAAUGGAUGUAUUCCAUUACGAUUUACUAUUUUUUACCUUUAAUUGGAUACCACCAGUGCACUGUGAUGGUGAAAGCAUGCAAAGCCCUGUGAUGGAAGAGAUCAUGCAGUCUGUGGUUUCUUUGACUUAACAUCAGUAUGGGAACUAUGUUAUCCAGGUGGAUGCUUAUUCAUUUGCCUGGUAAAUGUUUUCUGAAACAACGAUUUCACUUAUGCCUGUUAGAUUAAUGGGAGGCAUAGGCUUUGUUCUUGGAUUUAUCUUUCACAAAGUUGGCAAUUGCUCAUCAUGUAAAUGUGUGUUCAGUUCUUUUAUAUUUCACUGGAAUAAAUUUUAAUUAUCUUAGAUGAUGUACUGUUUUGUUCGUACUUCCCGUGCAAUUACCACCAAAUAGUUAAGGUUAUUUGUUGUAGUUUUAUUUUAUAAUUCCCAUGUGCAAUAUUAAAUAUGGACAAUUUUCUGUUUAUCAUUACCUUCUACUUCAAAUAAUCCCACUUACACAAAGAGCUUUAUAUUUCUUAUUUUGUAGCAUAUCUUAUUUUGUAGCAUAUCUUGCAACAUGGAAAACUAGAAUAGUGUGCUUCUGCAAUCAGAUGACGCGCUGGACAGACCGUGAAGAUGAUCCAGCAGAAAUUCGCUUCCAACGUUGUCGAGAAGUGCCUUUCUUUUGAUUUUCUUGACGGGCGCCAAAUUUUAAUUGAUGAGAUGGUUGGCGCUACCGAUGAGAAUGAGCCAUUUUCUUCUGCCUCUACCACGGAAGUGCAUAAAUUUUCCUCCUGAUCGGUGCCGUCAUGGUCAACACCUCAACAAGUUUUCUUCAAAAUUACUGCUGAGACCUGGGAUGUUGUUGGACGCAAUUUGUUACGGCAGCUGGGACACAGACAACGGGGACAUGAUUAGCUCGUCGCUGGACCACCUCUUGUUCUGUUGGCUAUCUGUAGUCUGAAGUUUGUAUGUAUAACGCUGUGUGAGUGAGUUUGGUACCCAUGCUUGGAGUGGCCAUGUCCGCCUCACGCAGCCCCAUCACUGCCUUUUUUUUCUUCAAGGCCGGAACCUGUAGUUUGCAAUCAAAUAUGCAGAAGCUAUUGGGAUUCCACGCUAGGUGCUCUGAGACGGACUGCAACCCCAAGCACGACCUAGCCGAGUUCCUCGCCAACUCCAUCAUCUACCGCUACCUCUGCAGCAGCGAGGACCUGCUCCAGGACGUCCUUGGCGGCAUGGACGCACUCGCCGCGUUCGGAAAUCGGAUGAGAAGGGAUACCUUAACUCAAGUUGUUUCUGUCCGUCGCUGAUAUGUUCAUACUAUGCUGAACUAUGAGGAUAAUUAAAUUAGCGGAACUGAAUCGUGUUUGUACGAACUGGAGUAUUGAAGUUCAGCAUUUUAGAGGCAAAAAUAUGUGCUUCCGAGCACCAAUACAUUGGAUAUUUUUAGCAUAAGUACUGGUCGUGAUACAAAAUAUAUUUGAUGGCUCAAA
Messenger RNA from Lolium perenne, 2399 nucleotides. The record is from RefSeq and is a predicted model, not a curated record. NCBI's taxonomy places the organism in Eukaryota, Viridiplantae, Streptophyta, Magnoliopsida, Poales, Poaceae.